Acipenser ruthenus (sterlet) is the source of this 5305-nucleotide messenger RNA. Its product is annotated as DENN domain-containing protein 2C. The record is from RefSeq and is a predicted model, not a curated record. Lineage: Eukaryota; Metazoa; Chordata; Actinopteri; Acipenseriformes; Acipenseridae. The transcript is spliced from 19 exons. Bases 938 to 3721 code for a protein of 927 amino acids.
CAAGACCUUAGCACGUUAACGCGUUGUGACGUUGUGAUGUCACUCGUCCUUGCAGAUAUCUGAAUGUCACAUUUCCUUGUUUGUGUGUCUCUAAGUUUAUUUUUCAUUUCUGUGGCGCCUCCUUUACAACAGACCGCAGUUAAACUGCCUGCAGAUUCGGGGAGGGGGGAGAGAGACCGACCGAGACCCGAGUGACUGACAGCGACGCUUCCCAAUCCCACUCUGCUGAGUUAGAGGAAAAAAAAAAAAACUUCCUGUCAACUUUCAAAACCUCCUGGCUGGAAAUGAAUCAUGCAAACAAUUAUUCCUCGCUCUAAAGCAACCCUUUGAACGACCACAUGCCGAAAACCACAGACGACACAGAGUCCGGGAGAAUGAAAAGACGUUAAAAUAUAAACCUGCACAGGCGGGUCAGGUUUGUGGACAGGAGGAGAGCGGCGUUUCUUCGUCACAGUUUUGAGUCGGAUUGUUGGAACUGGAGAUAAUAAUAAUAAUAAUAAUAAUAAUAAUAAUAAUAAUAAUAAUAAUAAUAAUAAUAACAACACACCGCGACAUGCGACUCGGGGCAUUAAAAUGGACCAGUGGCAUCUAGCUGGAGAAAAGGGGGACAGAUUAAAAGAACAAGGAUUCCCGCUGGUUUGCAGUACGACCCUGUCGACGGAGCCAAGCUUGCGAUGAAGAUGUCUGGAUGGCACACCGGAGUGGAACUGAACGGGGAGAUGUGUGAAGCCUGAAGCCCUCCGAACUGAUCUAGAACAACCCCACUGCAGACCUCCGUCCUUACUGUUCCAUCAGGAGAGAGAGAGAGAACGAGAGAACGAGAGAGAGAACGAGAGAGAACGAGAGAGACAGAGAGACAGAGAGAAACAGAGAGAGACAGAGAGAGAGAGAGUAGUAGUGAGGAUGGGUGUUCACUAAAGAGCCUCUUCCCUUUGCUAUGCAUGCCUCAGGAGGAGGGGCUGUUCCCUGGGCCCUCACCCGCAACCCCGCCAUCAACAUCAAGCAGAAGAUCUCCCAAUGGGAGGGCCGCAGCCAGCAGCAGGGUUCGAAGGUCGGGGGUGGCCACGGCGUGCUUUCCAGGACCCAAUCCGAAGGCUCCGAGAACGGUAACGGCAAGCCUGGCCUCGCGAAGGCCAAAAGCCUCGGCCUCGAUUUCAGGGAAGCCUGCCAGGCCCCUGAUGGCGUGACCAAACAACAGCAAACCGUCCAAGGAGGUGGCGGUAACAAUCUGAAAGACAACCACAAAGUGGUGAGCUCAGACUGCGGCCCUCCGAGCGGGAAGAAGCCGGGAAACGGCAGCCUGGAGGGGGACGCUUGCAGGUCUCUCCCCCCCGGGAGUUUCUACACCUCCAGGGGUUUCUGGAAGAGGAUGGAUGGCGUGCCCUGGCAGCAGGAGGAGCUGCAGGCGGAACUGAAGAGGAAACGAGAGAACUCCAGCUCCACCGAGAAGGAGGCCACGGGGAGAGCGGAGGGUCUCCCAGUCAACCCCCUGCCCAAGCCCCAGCGCACAUUCCAGUACCUGGGAGAGCACGCCCCGCCAGGCCAAUCGGGGGGCUGCAUUCUCGGGAAGGGCCAAUCCGCAGCCAGGAACGGGCCAAGCUCCUCCCCUAGCACUUACCCACCCCCCAGCCCGGAGGUGAUUGUAAACGGGAUCACACGAGGAAAACCCAACAGGAAAUCCUUUGAGUUUGAAGAUGCGGAGCGGCUCAAUUUCCUGGUGCCUGGCAGCAGAGAGUCAGCGACCGAGGGGUGCCGGUCGGGGCUCUACCACGCUCUGUCUGAGGACAACAUUUACGAGGAUAUCAUCUGUGAAUCUCGAGAGCCUGCCAAAGAGAACGCGUACGAGGACGUCAAGCUGCCUGCGCUGCACAGGCUGCGAGGAGCCACCGCUCCCUGGAGACACGCUCCCGGACAGCCCACUCCCCCACCCAAGCUGCCCCCCAAGCCAGCCAGUCUCUUGAGACAGAUCCCUCUCUCGAAGAGCUGGAGAGCCCGUGACCUGCACAAGACCAGCCGCUCGUGCACAGCGGCGCCCCCUGCAGCCCGAGCCACGCCGCGCUCACCGACUUCAGAGUGCAAGAGGAGCGUGCCGGGCCCAGAGAGCAACGGGAGGACCAGGGUGCUGCCCCGGGUACGAGAACCGGGGGAGAGAGGGCGUGCUGUGCGCAGGUUUGUGAACAAGAUUCAGGAGAUCUUUAAUGCCAAGCGGGGAAAGAAGCGAGUGAAGACCCAGGUGACCAGCGGCAGAGAUGAUGCCAGUGACACAGAGAGUGACACGGAGGAGCCCAGUGUAGACGGUGGCCGGCGCUCGGUGCACGUCCACUCCACUCUGCGGAGGAACCCUCUUUAUCAGACGCUGGAGCGGGAUCUCUACGAGCUUCAGGAGCACCAGCUCUUCCAGCUCUUCGUCGUCGUGUCGCUCCGCAAGAAACCCUCCAGCAGCGCCUACACCCCUGAGAUCACACAGCAGUUCCCCAACAAGUUUGAGAAGUGCACGCGACAGUCCCGGGAUGCAGAACAGCGGCUCAGAGCCAUUCUCAGUUUCUGCUUCCCCGACUCCCAGGACUGGAGACCUUCAGCUGAGCUCCCCAGUGAAACCUUUUCCUUCGUGCUGACGGGAGAGGACGGAGGCCGCUGGUUUGGGUACUGCCGCAGACUCUUGCCCCAUGGGAAGGGUAAGCGCAUCCCGGAGGUGCACUGCAUUGUCAGUCGGCUGGGCUGCUUUAACCUCUUUGCCAAGAUUCUGGAGGAGGUGGAGCGGCGCAGGGAUAUCUCUCCGGCUCUCGUCUACCCGUUCAUGCGCAGUGUGAUGGAGGCUCCGUUCCCCGCACCCGGACGCACCAUCACCGUCAAGAACUUCCUGCCUGGCUCCGGUAACGAGGUUCUGGAGCUGUGCCGGCCUGUGGACUCCCGUCUGGAGCACGUUGACUUCGAGUGUCUCCUCCAGUGUCUGGGAGGGAGCCAGCUGCUGCAGGUGUUCGCCUCGCUGCUCCUGGAGAGGAGAGUCAUCUUCGUGGCUGACAAGCUCAGCACCCUGUCGCGCUGUGCACACGCUGCCAUCGCUCUGCUCUACCCCUUCACCUGGCAGCACACCUACAUCCCUGUGCUCCCGGCCUGCAUGAUUGACAUCACCUGCUCCCCCACCCCCUUCCUGAUUGGAGUGCUGUCCUGUGUGCUGCCCGAGCUGAGGGAGCUGCCCAUCGAGGAGGUGCUGAUUGUGGAUCUGUGUGCAAACCGCUUCAUAAGACAGAUCUCGGAUGAGGACUGUAUCCUCCCCAGCAAGCUCCAGGCAGCUCUCCUGCAGGUCCUGGAGGAGCGAGGAGACAUCCUGGCGCUGGAGGCAGCAGGAAUGAGAGGAGGUCCUCCCCCCUGCCUCAGCACUCUCCUCUCGGAGGCGUUUGUGCAUUUCUUCGUGGAGCUGGUGGGUCAUUACUCCCUGCACAUGGGGGUAGGGGAGGGGGGGCAGAGGGCUCUCCGGCGGGAUGCUUUCCGAAAGUCCCACCCUUCCCGCGGCACGCGGCAGUUCCUGCAGCUCUUCAUGGAGACGCAGACGUUCUCCGGUUUCAUCCAGGACCGAGAGCUCCGCAAGAGCGGGGUCAAAGGCCUCUUCGAGCUUCGAGCGGCUCAGUAUUUGGAGACGAUGCCAGAGUCGGAGCCCAGCGGCAUGAACAAGUUUCUGAAGGGACUAGGAAGUAAAAUGAAAUUUCUUCAAAAGAAGUAAAGUGGCAAGCUCCGCCUUAAACUCACCAUUAAAGGACCAGCAAGCUCAGACGGGAGCCUAUUGGCUGCCCGAGGGAGUGGGAGCGGCCGAAAGAGGGUUCCCUGUCCCUGAUUGGCUGGCUGGCAGAGGCACACUCCCAGCACCUUUUCAGCUGUUGACAAAGAGUCUUAAUAAAGGCACUGCAGCUCCUGGGAUCCACUGGAACAGAGUUUCAAAAUGAAGAGACUGGUUUAUUAAUUCAGAGCAAUGCUAACAGGAUCCAGGAAGGCAGAGGUCCACUGAGCACAAAUACCCGGGUUAGAAAGGAGUAUUUCACAGGCUUUAACUUCAUUCAUGUGUCAGCUUCCCUGCAGUGUGGUCCCCGGGCAGGCCAGUGCGAUGGUGAACUCUCCCCGCAUGCUGUGGCACUGGGCAGCGCAGGGCUCGUCUCACAGGGUCGCUCAGUCACAGUGAGCUGAGGAGGAUUACUAGAUUUUCAUAGUGGGGAUCAGGACCUAACUGGAGCACAGUCAUGUAAGAUAGCAGAUAUCUCCAGGAUUCACCGUUCUCUCUCUCUAUUGAAGAUGCCUCCAGUGUGUCCCUGUGUAGCUGUCUCACACGCACACACACACACACACACACUGACACACACACUGACACACACACACACACACUGACGCACACACUGUGACACACACACUGAAGCACACACUGACACACACACACACACUGACACACAAUGACACACACAAACCACUUUAAACCACCACGGACAUGAAAAAACGUCUUUGAAGGAGAACGGCCGUCCUCGUGCUUUCUGAGGCUAGCUGUGUCCGCAGUGACACUCGGAGAAAGAAAGCAAAGGAGUUCCUUCCGUGAACUUUCACCUUUUCAGCUCCCAAUCUAUUUAUUUAUCUUUUUAACAGGCUACCAAUUGAGUGUGUAUAACUACAGAUCAUGUAGGUGGAAUGUAUGCAUGGUAUGUUUUUUAAAGGUAUAAUUUUAAUGAUCAAAGUCCCAUCGUAUCAGACAGGUUUGAUCCCUUCAGAGGGGGCAGAAGAUCACGUAUACAGCGUCCUUCCCUGUGUACCUGCUGUGUUAGUGCUGCCUGGCACAGCCCCGAGUACUGGUGUAACUGGGAUUGAAACCAGACACUGGUGUCAUGAGCCCCCCCCCCCGGGAUACCUCCGCCCCCCCCCCCCCCGGGUCUGCUCGGGGGUCUGUGCCAGUGAUCGUGUCGUGGGGUCAUGUGAAAGUGUUAUGUAUUUAACAGGGGUGUUCUUUGAACGAUCCUAAAGAAUAAACUCUUUUGUAUAAAUCUCACUAAGGAGUGUUUUUUUAAUUUUUUUUUAAUUUUCAGCUGCCCCGCACCCCAUCCCUUUCUCACUGCAUUCUGAUUGACUUUUCAAUAAUCCAUUGCAAGCUGAAGAGCCCUCAUUUUAAACCCAUGUGCCUUUCAAAAUUUAGAGCUUUCCCUCCAAAGAUCUGAUUGCAGCUUUUAAAAGAGAUGUCAAGCUCUUUAUUUAUUUAUUUAUUUAUUUAUUUCUGUAAUAAUAAUGCUAGGUGUUACAAAAUAAACAGUGUUUGAUGUUACUUUUUAUAAAA